AUGGGUGGGAGGGGUGAUGCGGUUCAUGCCUACCUCCCAUUCUUCGGCAGUGCCCUGGCUCCCAUCUUUGGCGCCUUCGUCACGCAGGACAGCAAUUGGCGCUGGAUCUUCUGGGGCACCUCCAUCUUCAGCGCCAUCGCGGUAGCGCUCGCCUUCACCUGGCUCGAUGAGUCGAACCACAGGGUGCUCCUUGAGCGUAGGGCCAAGCGGCUCCGAGAGGAGACGGGCAAUAGGAACCUACACACGCCGUUCCACACGCCGGGCCAGACGGAAAGCGAAUGGAUGAUCAAGAAGAUCUGCCUGCCGUUUAUCAUGUUGGUGUGCCACCCUGUGGUGCAGGUUCCCUUCAGCUACAGGGCCUAUCUCUUUGGUAUUAUGUACCUGAUCCUUUCAAAUUUUGAGAAGAGCUUCGUUGAGAUUUAUCGCAUGGAUAAGGCCAGCGCGAGCCUGAACUAUUUGGCCAUUGGCGUUGGCUUUGUUUUGGGACUGCACAUUAGUCGCUAUGCCAUCGACGGGUUUUCGGCCUACUUCCGCAAAAAGCACCACACCGACGGCCACAUGCCCGAAUGGCGCCUCCCCGUCAACAGCGGGGCGGCCAUCUUCAUCCCGCCGGCCCUGAUCCUGUACGGGUGGUCGCUGCAGAGCGGGUGGCACUACGCGGUCACGGACCUGGCGGCCUUUCUGCUGGCCAUCGGGCUCAUCCUGGGCUUCUUCAGCCUGCAGCCGUACGUGACCGAGUCGUACGGUCUCGAGUACGCCGCCAGCGCGCACGCCGUUGGCGCCUUCCUGCAGCACAUCUCCGAGUUCGCCUUCCCGCUCUUCGGCCCGCCCAUCUACGACGACCUCGGCCUCGGCUGGGGCAACACGCUGCUGGCCAUCAUGACCCUCGCCAUCUGCAUCCUGAUGCCGCUGCUGCUGUGGCACUUUGGCCCGACCCUGAGGGCCGCUAGCACGCGCGGCCUGCCCGUCGGCCCUUCGGGCAGGCGCUAG
Gaeumannomyces tritici R3-111a-1 is the source of this 990-nucleotide messenger RNA. RefSeq lists its product as hypothetical. The record is from RefSeq and is a predicted model, not a curated record. Gene Ontology annotation, biological process: transmembrane transport. Lineage: Eukaryota; Fungi; Ascomycota; Sordariomycetes; Magnaporthales; Magnaporthaceae. Bases 1 to 990 code for a protein of 329 amino acids. Gene Ontology annotation, molecular function: transmembrane transporter activity. The transcript has 3 exons.